Messenger RNA from Vigna radiata var. radiata (mung bean), 1751 nucleotides. Its product is annotated as probable aminotransferase TAT2. Gene Ontology annotation, biological process: biosynthetic process; amino acid metabolic process. The coding region runs from base 260 to 1486 and encodes 408 amino acids. NCBI's taxonomy places the organism in Eukaryota, Viridiplantae, Streptophyta, Magnoliopsida, Fabales, Fabaceae. The record is from RefSeq and is a predicted model, not a curated record. Gene Ontology annotation, molecular function: transaminase activity; pyridoxal phosphate binding. The transcript has 8 exons.
AGAGAGAGCACUGAGACCAUUAUUCAUCCCAAAAACCUCACCAUCACAGAACAUUGGAGACUCACAUCCCAACCACCAGCUCUGGUGAUCUUCAGCAAAAAAGCACACAAUAUCAGAAGAAGGAGGAGACAACUAAGAAAAAGGAAAACUCACGGUCAGGGAAAAGGAGAUCAAUUGCCUUCACCCUCUUUGUCAUCCGUGAACCUUGGUGCAAGGGAGACUGAACCGAAAGAGAAAGUUUUGUGAAGCUGCAAAGAUUAUGGAGAACAAAGAUUUGAAUGCUUCAAACAUCACCGUGGGAGGAAUCUAUGACAUGUUGCUGGACAGCGUCAACAAUGAAGACACCAGACCCGUGAUUCGUCUUGGUCGUGUAGAUCCUACUGAUAACCCACUGUUUCGUACUACAAAUGUGGCUCUUGAUGCUGUUACAACAUCAGUUCAUUCUUUUAACUUCAACUGUUACCCUCCCACUCAUGGCUUACUUCAGGCUAAGAGGGCUAUUGCAGAUCAUCUCUCCUCUCAUUUUCCACAUAAGCUCUCAGCAGAGAAUGUUUUUCUCUCCAUUGGUGGCACACAAGCGAUAGAUAUAAUCUUACCUUCCAUUGCACGUCCUGGGGCCAACGUUCUCCUUCCAAAGCCAGGGUACCCUCAGUACGAACUUCGUGCCUCUCUUUGUGACCUUGAAGUUCGAUAUUAUGAUCUUUUGCCUGAGAGAGGUUGGGAAGUUGACCUUGACUCUUUAGAAAAUUUAGCAGAUGAGAAUACUGUGGCUUUGGUCAUCAUCAGCCCCAGUAGUCCUUGUGGGAAUGUGUUUGCGUAUGAACAUCUGAAAAAGGUUGCAGAGAUUGCAAACAAACUUGGAAUCUUUGUCAUCUCUGAUGAAGUUUAUGCCCAUGUAGUUUUUGGAAGCAAACCUUUUGUGUACAUGGGAGAGUUUUCUUCAAUAGUGCCAGUUAUUUCGAUUGGUUCUUUUUCAAAAAGAUGGAUUAUUCCUGGUUGGAGAAUCGGUUGGAUAGCCAUAUGUGAUCCUCAAGGAAUUCUUCAAAAAUCUGGGAUCGUGUCCAAAAUAACCAAUUAUAUAGAGAUCACUGAUAACCCUCCAACCAUCGUGCAGCAGGCAGCAAUACCAGAAAUACUUGAGAAAACUCCAAACGAUUUCCAUUCAAAUAAUCUUGGUAUACUGAGAGAAGCUGCAAACAUAUUCUAUGAUGGGUGUAAGGAGAUCCCUUGCUUGACAUGCCCUCUGAAACCAGAAGGAGCCAUGGUUGUAAUGGUGGAGAUUAACCUUUCCCAACUUGAGGAUAUUGUUGAUGAUGUACAAUUUUGCAGUAAGUUGGUCAAAGAGGAAUCUGUAAUUCUUUUUCCUGGUGUUAUCGUUGGACUAAAGAAUUGGAUUCGGUUUAGUCUUGCUGUUGACCCUUCUGAUCUGAAAGAAGGUCUUAGCAGGAUAAAAGCAUUCGGUCUUAGACAUGCAAAGUUGUCAUAAGUCAUGCUAUGUGAAAGGUGUAUGGGAGAGGUGGUGGGAAGUGUGUUUACUUUAGGGUGUGCUGAGUUUCAAUAAGGCAUUUUAUGCAGCUAAAUAUAUUCACAGGUACUGAUAUAAUAUCAUAUUAUUGGGAGUGCCUUAAUGAUGCAGUGGAGUUGCAAUAUAUGAUUUGUGGCAGUGUAUUUGUGUAAUUUAUGCUUCCUUUGUUUGGUGUCUUCGUCUUGGUUUAGCUUUUUCCUCAGAAUGGCUAAUUUGGUUUUGCUAA